CUAUUCUUUUCUUUUCCCCAAUGUCUUCUCACGAAAUUCAAGAUAUCGAGACCAAGUAUGAAACGACCAAGGUUACUACUCCUAUUGUAGCUGCACCUACCAUUGCCAAUCCUGGUCCAUUGGGUCUUUGUGGUUUCGCUUUGACCACCUUUGUUUUGUCUCUUCAUAAUGCCGGUGCUGGUUUACCUGCCACAAGUCCACACGGUGUGGUCACUGGUCUCGCCUUCUUUUAUGGCGGCUUAGUUCAACUCUUAGCUGGUAUGUGGGAAUUUAAGACGGGAAACACUUUUGGUGCGACCGCAUUCUCGAGUUAUGGUGGUUUCUGGUUAUCCUUUGGUAUGAUCUUUAUUCCUGGUGCCAACAUCACCGGAAGCUAUGGUGGAAAUACUGCCAUUUUGGAAAAAUCACUAGGUUACUACUUGCUCGGAUGGACCAUCUUUACGGGUAUCAUGCUUAUUGCUUCUCAUCGCUCCUCUGUCGGCCUCGUCUCCCUCUUCUUCUUUUUAUUCAUCACUUUUAUCAUGCUCACAGCUGGUAAGCUCAAUGAAUCCAUCAAUUGUCAAAUUGCCGGUGGUGCAUUAGGUGUCGUGACUGCAUUCAUUGCUUGGUAUAACGCCCUUUCUGGUCUGCUUACCAAGGACUCCUCUUACUUUACUUUACCCAUCGGACGCAUCAACUAAUAUCUCUCUCCCCCCCUCCUUUUUUUAAUCUUUUUUUCCCUCUUCUUUACUUACUAAAUAAAUACUAAUAAUAAUUAUGCAAAUUCAUCUUUUUCCUGCAUUCAAAAAUAUAGGGG
Rhizopus microsporus ATCC 52813 is the source of this 796-nucleotide messenger RNA. RefSeq lists its product as uncharacterized. Gene Ontology annotation, molecular function: acetate transmembrane transporter activity. Bases 21 to 680 code for a protein of 219 amino acids. The transcript has 2 exons. Lineage: Eukaryota; Fungi; Mucoromycota; Mucoromycetes; Mucorales; Rhizopodaceae. Gene Ontology annotation, cellular component: plasma membrane. The record is from RefSeq and is a predicted model, not a curated record.